Molecule: messenger RNA, 4346 nt
Organism: Austrofundulus limnaeus
Lineage: Eukaryota; Metazoa; Chordata; Actinopteri; Cyprinodontiformes; Rivulidae
Product: collagen alpha-1(XXVIII) chain-like
Exons: 36
Coding region: 85-3792 (1235 amino acids)
Molecular function (GO): serine-type endopeptidase inhibitor activity
Source: RefSeq, a predicted model, not a curated record
CUCUUACAAUGACUGCUGCCUCUGCUGGUGCUCAAUCAGUCAGCUAACUGUUUUCAGGUUUCAAGGAAUACUAGAAACUGGAGCAUGUUUAAAAGAGGAGUUAGGAUGUUUCCUUUUUUUCCAACAGUGCUGCUGGUCACGUUACUGUCUAGAAUAUCAUCUCAAGGCUCUUACGAAGAACGGAACACUUACAGGAAAUCCAGGGCUAAACCUGUGGCUGCAAAUAUUCAUGAUGGUCAAGCUAUCUUGGAUGAGGACUGCAGCUUGGAGCUCUCCUUUCUGUUGGACAGUUCUGAAAAUGCAAAAGACCAUCAUGAGCAAGAAAAGCGGUUUGCGAUGUACGUGAUUGACAAACUCCAAGGAGCAGGGCUYCCCACCGGUCGCAGGUUGAGCUCAAGGGUUGCUCUGCUGCAGUACAGCAGUCAUGUUAUCAAAGAGCAAACCUUCAGAGACUGGAAAGGGGCAGAGAACUUCAAGAACCGGAUCACCCCAAUAGCAUAUAUUGGACAUGGCACCUACACCACCUACGCCAUCACCAACAUUACCCAGAUCUACCGGGAGGAAUCUAGACCGGGAAGCAUCAAAGUAGUAGUUUUGCUCACAGAUGGCGUUCAUCACCCAAGAAACCCGGACAUUUUCUCUGCUGUUGCCGAUGCCAAGAACCAGGACAUCAAGUUCUUCAUUCUGGGCAUCACCCGGGCAGCCAAUGAGCCAGCCAAUGUGGCCAAGCUCCGCCUGCUCGCCAACUCCCCUUCGUCCCGCUUUCUCCACAAUCUACAGGAUGACAACAUAGUGGAAAAAAUCUUCARUGAAGUGACCACAUUAGCAGAUGAAGGAUGUCCUCUGGCUCAAAAAUGUGCAUGCGAGAAAGGAGAAAGGGGACCCAGUGGACCCGCAGGUAAAAAAGGUCGUCCAGGUGAUGAUGGCGCUGUGGGGCAGAAAGGUCAAAAGGGUGAAGCAGGAUUAAGUGGAAUACCUGGGCGAGACGGCACUGAGGGGAAACCAGGUUACAAAGGAGAGAAGGGUGAGAGGGGUGAGUGUGGCACUCCGGGAAUCAAAGGAGACAGGGGCCCACAGGGUUCAAGUGGAGUGAUCGGACCAAGAGGUCUGCAGGGGUUACCAGGACCACAAGGAGACAUCGGACCGGAGGGCCCUCAGGGGAAGCAGGGUGAACGGGGGCCACUUGGCCCUCCAGGGAUUCAAGGAGAAGCAGGUAUUGGACUCCCUGGACCAAAAGGUGACAUGGGAUUCCAGGGCCGACUAGGUCCUCCCGGUCCUCCAGGAGUGGGGGAACCAGGCCCUCCUGGACCCCAAGGGCAACAAGGAGUUCAAGGGGAGAAAGGACCCCAAGGAGAAGGGCUUCCUGGACCAAAGGGGGAUCGAGGAUUUACUGGACCGAGAGGGUCGAGGGGACAGCAGGGUGUUGGCAUCAAGGGGGAAAAGGGUGAACUGGGACCCCCAGGUCAUGCCGGGCCAACUGGCCCAGUAGGGGUGGGCAUCCAGGGAGAAAAGGGAGUCGAAGGACCAAGAGGUCCACCAGGAGUCAGAGGACUUCCAGGAGAAGGUUUACCUGGACCUAAGGGAGACCAAGGCUUACCAGGAGAGCAGGGAGCUCCAGGAGAACGAGGCAUCGGUGAACCCGGUCCAAAAGGAGAACCUGGAGCAACAGGACUUGGUGGUCUACCUGGUCUUCCAGGAGAAGAUGGAGUAUCAGGACAAAAGGGGGAGCCAGGUUUACCAGGUGUAAGGGGUCCUGAGGGGCCACAAGGAAUUGGCAUUCAAGGAGAAAAGGGCGACCAGGGUCUGAGGGGCAUCCGUGGGCUACAUGGGCCUCCUGGGAUCGCAGGACCUUCUGGAUCAAAAGGUGAGCGUGGAAUUCCAGGCCCACAGGGCAUCCCAGGGCAGCCAGGACGGUCCAUAUCAGGUCCAAAGGGUGAAGUGGGUCCUGCUGGACCRCCUGGUCAUAUUGGAGAAACAGGCCUUGGACUACCUGGUCCCAAGGGUGAUCGUGGUCAUCCAGGUUCACCAGGUCCACUUGGUCCAAAAGGUGAAGGCAUCCAAGGCCCUGAGGGUCCUCAAGGCUUACCAGGAUUGCCAGGUGAGCCCGGCCCAGAAGGAGUGGGAAUUCCUGGUCCUAAGGGAGACAUUGGUUUUAGAGGACUACCAGGUCUGCCCGGUCCACCUGGCGAGGGCUUACAGGGACCACCAGGUAAUAUUGGCAGACCAGGACCUUCUGGUCCAGCUGGGCCUGCAGGAGAAGGUAUUCAAGGUCCAAAGGGUGAGCCAGGCCCUCAAGGUAUGACUGGACCCAGAGGGCCUCAGGGAGAGGGCUUUCCUGGAGCCAAGGGAGACCGUGGGUUACAGGGAGAAAGAGGAAUGAAAGGAACAAAAGGAGAUAUGGGAGAUUCUGGAGUUCCUGGAGAAAUGGGAAGACCAGGGACAAAAGGAGAACCAGGCCUCACUAAAGAAGAUGUUAUCAAAUUGAUAAAAGAAAUAUGUGGUUGUGGCAUCAAGUGUAAAGAAAGACCCAUGGAGCUUGUCUUUGUUAUUGACAGUUCAGAAAGCGUCGGUCCAGAGAACUUUGAGAUCAUCAAAGACUUUGUCACAAGGUUGGUAGACAGAACCACCGUCGGACGCAACACCACCAGAAUUGGGAUGGUUCUGUACAGUCUGGAUGUCAAUUUAGAGUUCAACUUGGCUCGCUAUAUGAGCAAYGAGGAGGUCAAACAAGCGAUCAGGAAAAUGCUUUACAUGGGUGAGGGCACUUACACUGGGACUGCUAUAAGAAAGGCGACUCAGGAGGCCUUCUUCAGCGCCCGGCCCGGAGUUAGAAAGGUAGCGAUCGUCAUCACUGAUGGUCAGGCAGACAAACGAGAACCUGUCAAGCUCGACAUGGCGGUGCGGGAGGCUCAUGCUGCCAACAUUGAGAUGUACGCUCUGGGAAUUGUUAAUUCCUCCGAUCCUACGCAGGCUGAGUUUCUGCGAGAACUCAACCUGAUUGCUUCUGACCCGGACAGUGAACACAUGUACCUUAUCGAUGACUUCAAUACAUUGCCAGCGCUGGAGUCUAAACUUGUCAGCCAGUUCUGUGAAGAUGAAAACGGAGCUCUCAUUUACAAUCACAUCCCAAAUGGACCCUGGAGCAGUAACAAUGGGCUUGGUUUUAAUAGAAUCAAUGGUAAUGGGCACAAUGGCUAUGACAGUAAGAGUUAUAAUUUCGGAAACAAUGGCUAUGGGAACAAUCACCAAGAGGAGGCUGAAAAUCAAAGACAAACCAAAAGCAGGAGCCGAGGCGACACGUUCAUGCUGCCGAUCAGAGCCAAUCCUCUUCCAACUCAGGUGGUGGAAGAUGAAGAUGGUGAAGAUUUAGACWUAAGAGCACACGUACGGACUGAUAGCAGUGUGUCUACAGUCAAUAAAUCAGUGCUGUCAUCAUCUGUUAAAGACAACUCGGUCUCCAAUGAGACAUCGUCUGAAUCAUCAUCAUCAUCGUUGCCAUCUACAUCUACAACACUUGUGUCAGCCCUGGGCUCCAAUUCAUCUUUAAACUUUAAUCGGUUGCAGCCUGUUGUGAAGCCUGACUUGCCUAAAGAGGUCCGUCCUCCAAAUCCCCGCUGCGAUCUCAUCAUAGACCAAGGCACAUGUCGAGACUACGUCAUUCGCUGGUACUACGACAAACAAGCCAACGCCUGUGCUCAGUUUUGGUARGGAGGCUGUGAGGGAAAUGACAACCGUUAUGAAACUGAAGAGGAGUGCAGGGAGGCUUGUGUCAUUACCAGAACAGCAGCAUAAGAAGAUGAGACAAACAGCAGACAAAUCUACAAUUUUCUUAUUUGUAGUUUACUGAUGAUGUAUUAUUUCUUGUGUUCAGCCAUUUUCUUGCACUGAACGGUUGUCCACAGACACAUUUUUUUAUAGUUUCGUUAAAAAUUUGAAUACAUGUUCUAUUGUUGCUUUAUGAUUUACCUCAGAAUUCAGUUAAUAUUGAUAAUGCUUCAUAAAUUAGAAWAUAUGUAUUUUUUGAGGACUUUCAUUUGCUCUGAAACCUUGGAAAACAUGCAUGAUUUAACUUAUGGAUUCAACAUCUCUCUGAGCCAUGUGCUUUACAAUCAGGAAACAGAAAUGUGAUGAUAUAUUGAUAUGAUUUUCUUAUUUGUGUUUUUUGUUUUGUUUUAAUUUUAUUAUAUUUGUUUGUUUGUUUUGUUUUUGUAUUUUCAUCUAUUUUUUUAUUUGUUUCCAUUGCAAUGUGUUGAUAUGAUCACUGGCAGCUGUAAGUUUUGGAUGCUGCUUUCCAGAAUUGUAAAGUAACUAAAUACAAAUACUUUGUUAGUGUACUUAAGUAGAAA